GCGGCUGAAAGGCGGAAGUGGAGGCCGGAGCCUGGGACACCGCCGGGGGGAGAGGAGCGAAACCUGUCCGAGCCCCGGCCCCGAGUAACGCCGCCGACCCCGGAGCCGCUCCGGAGGCCCCCUCCCCACAAGUGCCUCUUUGCAUAACUCUGGCCUCCAGCCUGCACUCACUGGUCCCAGCACACGAGACAGGCCAUGGCGGGUCGGGGAGGCGCAGCGCGACCCAAUGGACCGGCCGCCGGGAACAAGAUCUGUCAGUUCAAGCUGGUCCUGCUGGGGGAGUCUGCGGUGGGCAAGUCCAGCCUGGUCCUCCGCUUUGUCAAGGGGCAGUUUCACGAGUACCAGGAGAGCACAAUUGGAGCGGCCUUCCUCACACAGACAGUCUGCUUGGACGACACAACGGUGAAGUUUGAGAUUUGGGACACAGCGGGACAGGAGCGGUAUCACAGCCUCGCUCCCAUGUAUUACCGGGGGGCCCAGGCUGCCAUCGUGGUCUAUGACAUCACCAACACAGACACAUUCGCACGGGCCAAGAACUGGGUGAAGGAGUUACAGAGGCAGGCCAGCCCCAACAUCGUCAUCGCGCUCGCCGGCAACAAGGCGGACCUGGCCAGCAAGAGAGCCGUGGAAUUCCAGGAAGCACAAGCGUAUGCAGAUGACAACAGUUUGCUGUUCAUGGAGACAUCAGCAAAGACCGCAAUGAACGUGAAUGAAAUUUUCAUGGCGAUAGCUAAGAAGCUUCCCAAGAAUGAGCCCCAGAAUGCAGCUGGUGCUCCAGGCCGGAACCGGGGUGUGGACCUCCAGGAGAACAACCCAGCCAGCCGGAGCCAGUGCUGCAGCAACUGAGCCCCCCUUGCCCGCCCACUGCCCCCGCCUCCUCCGCCUGGAUGACCCGACUGGAAUCCACUCUAACCAAUCGCACUUAACGCCUCGGGCCACCGCUGGGGGGCAGGGGGAAGGGUCCGCCAUGAUUUCUCCAUAUAACUUUGAUCAUAGGCCGGAGUGAGUUAUUCCACCUGCACCUUUCUGUACAAAUACUAAUUCAAUUUUAAGUCUUCAGUCACUUUUUUAAUAUAUAUGAUCUGCUCUUCCCAUUUCCUCCCCUCUCUGCUGGACUCCCACUGUCCUCCGCUGGGAGUGGCCACGUGCUCCUGGACCCCAGCCUUGGCCGAGGGGCCGAGGGGGUUGCAGCAGGUCCCCUGCCUUUCCCUCCUGCCCAGUAGCAGACUCAACAGGAGCCCCGGCGCCCUUCCCUUGUGUGGAGCUGGCUUGGCUGGGGCUGUGGGGCAGGCCUUGGGGCUAGGGGAGGGAGAGGCAGCUCCUCCCUCAGCGCUGUCACCGGGCUGCAGCCCCUCCCUGCCCCUGAGGCCCCGCUGGGAGAGAAGCUGCAGCAUCACCACAGCAUUACCGCGACAGCCAUGAGCCCACUGCCCAUGACCCCUCCACCCUCGGUCACCCUGACCUCUGGCCCUGAGCCCGGUUCCGACCAAAUCACGAUGACAAGUAUUUGGGGGUGGGUGGGUAAGGGGGGAAGUGGGAGGGGAUGGAACCAACUUUUUCUGUAUUUUGUAUUGUAUGUUUUCUUCAACAUGUAACCAAUCAGUAUCUUGUCAAUAUAGUCAGCCGAUCGA
Lepus europaeus (European hare) is the source of this 1631-nucleotide messenger RNA. It is a transcript of the gene RAB5C, whose product is annotated as RAB5C, member RAS oncogene family. Gene Ontology annotation, molecular function: GTP binding; GTPase activity. Lineage: Eukaryota; Metazoa; Chordata; Mammalia; Lagomorpha; Leporidae. The record is from RefSeq and is a predicted model, not a curated record. The coding region runs from base 196 to 846 and encodes 216 amino acids. The transcript has 6 exons.